AUGGCGAAAGCAAAUCCCGGUGAACCUAGGCCAGCACAAAUCAAAUGGACUGAAGACAUGCGCCUUACCCUCGACGUACUAAUGCUGGACUUUAACUUUGACCGCGAUACUGCAGUCGCGCUCUUCUCAGGCAUGUUCAAAGACCAUCUACGAAAGUGUAACGAUCCCGAGGUCAAUUGGCGCAAGCUGCAUGUCCAGCAUAAGGAGAAGAAGAGGGAAGCUGAUGCCGGACGAAUGCGCAAUUGGGGCUUCUGUAUGUUGACUGAUGAACAUGCUUUUGCCCGACGCAAUGCCGUCAAGGCAAAAAUCUCAAAGGCCAAAAGGGAGCUCAGCACGGUCGAUACGCCACCGACAACCUCACGCACAACGCCAGCUGCGAGACCGAAGCCUGUCACAUCCGCCGCGAACGCCAGCAAGAAGAUUACCCUCCCGACACCUCCUAGUUCGGCCAGCACACCAAGAACUUCGCUACCCAGGAAUGUCAGGUCGACUUGGAAAAAGAGAUCAGCUUCGAUCGCCUCGCUCACGGAAUCGGAAGACGAGCUGGUGGUCACGCCCCCUCGAUCCAACAAGGCGAGAAAAGUUGUUACUGCAGUCUCUCCGAACCAGCCAGCAGACCCGCCAGCCACGCCAGGUUCUCGAACGCAAGCGCUGAAGACUUGGCGGGAGAGCCGAACGGAUGCGACGGAGUAUGUCGAGAUCAGACCCGGCAAGGGCGCAUGGCUGUCAAUGGCGCGCGCAAUUGACGCACGAGGCCCCCCGGUAUGCCCUCACGAUGACAAAGCGCAUCCGAACGUCACCGGCCUGAUGUACCGCGUCUACGACGAGCAGAGCCAGUCUCCCUUAUCACCGCAUGGCUUUGUGGCCGGUCGUCACGCGUUAACGCUAAGGCUCCCUGCUUCUCCACCACCAACAAAGCAAUCCCCUGCAUGGAUUGACAUGGCUUUGCAUCUCAAUAGAGACAAAGUUCACACGCCGUUCGUGUCGUGCUCGAUCAAUCUGAUGUGGACCCUGCGUCUCGCUCUGGAGGAAGGGCAGCGAGGGCGCGAGAAGAAAAUUUCUAUCAUCGACAGCAGCCGCCUCGAGCGCAAGAAGGUGUUCUGGGCAAGACCUUUCCACGCAGCACUGUGCAAGGUCGUGCAGUUCACAAAGGGCGCAUUCUACUACCACGGCAAAUGGGAAUUCAUGAUCUACGACCGCAUCCCACGCAACGCCGUCAUCAAAACCGUCUCCGUGCAGGACAUCUACGACCUCGCGUCCCGCCUCCCAGACGUCGGCGCGACGCUUCGCCUGAACCAGAUCGCGAAGCUCAAUAAAGGCUACCUCAGUCAAGUCCUGCCGGCAUUGAAAGCACAGAACAUGAAGCUCACCGCACCCGUCAUCAAGAGCAUCGCCCGCAUCGCCGAGUUCCUCGGCGUCGGCCAUACCUUCCCCCUGUUCGUCAGCGGUAUCGUCUCCGACGUCAUCUCCGAAUGGGGCAUCGCCGUCUGCCGCCAGACCGAGCAGGAGUGGCUCGCGAAAGCGGACAUCUUCGCCACAACCAUAUGCAGCGGCGAGACCGUGCGCUUAAAGGACUUCUACCUCAUGAAAGCGGCGUUCCGGGACGGCGUGCGCUGGGGCAACGCGAGCGACUAUAACCCGCGCUUCGAGGUGGCCAAGACGAACCGGGCGGUGAAGAAGGCGGGGACGGUGGGCUUGGGGGGCUCGAUGAAGCCGCUGACGGAUGAGCUGGACGCGGCUAAGUUGGGGUUGAUGGUGUUUGAGAGAGAGGUGCAGAAGAGUUUACCACAGGGAGCUGGCGGCAGUGGCAGUGGCGUGAGGCGAGCUUUGCUGGAGAACGUGGGCGACGAUGAGAUGGAUGAGGCAGACGACGUGGCGGAAAACGACGACAGCGGCUUCGACGAAAGCAUGUUCGCUGACGACCGAGCUGCCGACGACGACGAUGGCGAUGAUGACGAUGGAGAAGAUGCGCUCCGGCAGUUCCGAGGAGAAUUGAUGAACGACUCCGAUGACAAGAGCAGCGUGUACGAGCUUUGA
Messenger RNA from Saxophila tyrrhenica, 2037 nucleotides. RefSeq lists its product as uncharacterized. Lineage: Eukaryota; Fungi; Ascomycota; Dothideomycetes; Mycosphaerellales; Extremaceae. The transcript is spliced from 3 exons. Bases 1 to 2037 code for a protein of 678 amino acids. The record is from RefSeq and is a predicted model, not a curated record.